This is a messenger RNA of Cavenderia fasciculata, 534 nucleotides long. RefSeq lists its product as uncharacterized. NCBI's taxonomy places the organism in Eukaryota, Evosea, Eumycetozoa, Acytosteliales, Cavenderiaceae. Gene Ontology annotation, cellular component: membrane. The record is from RefSeq and is a predicted model, not a curated record. Bases 1 to 534 code for a protein of 177 amino acids. Gene Ontology annotation, biological process: vesicle-mediated transport. The transcript is spliced from 2 exons.
AUGCAACAAUUAUUUUCUCACUAUGAACAAGACUUUAAUCAAGUUUGCGAAAAGAUUAAAACAAGUCUUCCAAGAUAUAGAGACGAAUCAAUCUCACAUGACGAAAGAAUACUAUUGAUUGAAGAAAUUGAAAAUGAUUUGGAAGAGGCAAAAGCAAUCAUUCAACAAUUAGAAUUUAGUAGUCAAAACUCUGGAAUCAAUGUUAAACCAAAGAUAACAUCAUUUAAUAAUGCAAUUAGAGAAUUUAUUAAAGAAUUGGAAAGUUUAACUGGACAGGAAUCAAAUGCUGGUAAAAAGAAAGUGGAGCCAGAUGAAAAGAUACAGUUUGAUAAUAUUACCAUCAAUAAUUUGGAUCAUUAUACAGUGGAAGAAGAUUUAAAUGAUCUUCGAGAGAUUAUGGAGUAUGAAGAUGACACAGAACAUGCUAGUUUUACAAGAUUUUUAAAAAAGAACAAGAUAAAGGUUGCCAUAUCUUUUGGUAUAGCUAUAUUAAUUACUAUUAUAAUUAUUGUUUUAUUAAAAGUAAAUCAAUAA